Laccaria bicolor S238N-H82 is the source of this 722-nucleotide messenger RNA. RefSeq lists its product as uncharacterized. The coding region runs from base 5 to 661 and encodes 218 amino acids. Gene Ontology annotation, molecular function: transmembrane protein transporter activity. The transcript is spliced from 4 exons. The record is from RefSeq and is a predicted model, not a curated record. Gene Ontology annotation, cellular component: TIM23 mitochondrial import inner membrane translocase complex; mitochondrial inner membrane. NCBI's taxonomy places the organism in Eukaryota, Fungi, Basidiomycota, Agaricomycetes, Agaricales, Hydnangiaceae. Gene Ontology annotation, biological process: protein import into mitochondrial matrix.
CGUCAUGUCAUCGUCAAAUACAGCUGGCACACAAUCAGAGGCCUCCUCCUCACAGACAACCUCCGACUUCCUUCGCUCUGCCAACUUUUCGCGGACAGAAGGAACCGCGCCAGCACCAGGAAAUGCCAUCACAGCAUCGGACUUGCUCAUGGCUGCUUAUGACCCCGCAAAAUUGCACCCACUCGCCGAUUUGGGGGACAAAUUAGACUACCUCCUUCUUGAUGAUGACAAGACUAGUGACCUUCCGGGGUCAAGUACGGCAGUGCCAUCCAGGGGGUGGAGUGAUGAUUUAUGUUAUGGGACCGGUACCAUGUAUCUCAGUGGUUUGGCCCUUGGCGGCGCAUGGGGCGUACGGGAAGGCGCUUCAAGGCCACUUGCCGUAUCAAAUUCAAGGCUGCGGUUGAACAGUAUCUUGAACUCUGUCACGCGAAGGGGAACUUUCAUCGGUAACUCGGCUGGCGUAUUAGCCCUGGUCUACAAUGGGGUUAAUUCCUCCAUAGAUGCCUUUCGAGGAAAACACGACAUGCUGGGAAGUAUGACAGCCGGGGCACUGACAGGUGCUCUAUACAAAUCGACGGCUGGCGUAAAACCUGCCAUUGCCGCCGCUACCGUCAUUUCAGGCAUGGCAGGCAUCUGGAGCUAUGUGAAGAAGAGCGUUUGAUCUGAUCACACUACAUGUAUCUACAACCUUAAUUGCCCCUCUACUCCGGAUCCGUCUUGGC